Nothobranchius furzeri (turquoise killifish) is the source of this 838-nucleotide messenger RNA. RefSeq names its product guanine nucleotide binding protein (G protein), gamma 13a (gene gng13a). Gene Ontology annotation, molecular function: G-protein beta-subunit binding. Gene Ontology annotation, biological process: sensory perception of taste; phospholipase C-activating G protein-coupled receptor signaling pathway. Gene Ontology annotation, cellular component: heterotrimeric G-protein complex. The record is from RefSeq and is a predicted model, not a curated record. NCBI's taxonomy places the organism in Eukaryota, Metazoa, Chordata, Actinopteri, Cyprinodontiformes, Nothobranchiidae.
AGCCGCAGAGCAGCUGGAUUUGCGUACAGGUGCGUUUCCGGCUCCCGCCCUCGUUUGACUGUCAAACCAGGCGGCAGGUCUCCAGUCUCCGCCCUGCGUUCCCCGGCCGCGUCCAGUCCGAGAGAGGAGGUUCAGGGUGGGUGAACUCAGGAGUGCCUGAGCUCCGCGGAUAGCCGACUAAACACCCAGCCUCCACCGGCGACCAGAUCCACUCAGCGGGCAUUUCCCCCCGUUUAACGCCGGUCUCCAUCCUCUGUCCGCCGGUUGCGCACAGAACCAACCCGCGGUGCUCUGCGGCAGGCCUGAAGCAGCGACAUCAUGGCCGAGUUGGACGUCCCACAGAUGAAGAGGGAGGUGGAAAGCCUUCAGUAUCAGCUGGCGAUUAACAGAGAGAAGUCUUCCAUCACUGUUACCGAGCUGGUGAAGUGGAUUGAAGGGUGUGUUUGUGAAGAUCCAUUUCUGAACCCUGAGCUGAUGCGGGCCAACCCCUGGGUGGAGAAGGGCAAGUGUGUGAUCCUGUAAUGAUCACACACACACACACACACACAAAAUCUGAAGAAACAUGCACUUCCACACAACCUCGCUGCACUAACUCGCUCUCACCGUCUCUCACACACACACGCGCUCAAACACAUCACUGUUUUUAUUUAUAUGGAGAAAACCCAAAUGCUGGUAUUUGCUUGGACCAGUGUGUGUGUGUGUGUGUGUGUGUGUGUGUGUGUGUGUGUGUGUGUGUGUGAGUGUAAAUCACUGAGUAGCUUUCUACAAGUUUGAGCAAUGUUCUUUUUAUUGGCUCUUUACACUGUCAAUCCAAAUAAAGACUGUUUUGAACAAAGAA